Molecule: messenger RNA, 885 nt
Organism: Neoarthrinium moseri
Lineage: Eukaryota; Fungi; Ascomycota; Sordariomycetes; Amphisphaeriales; Apiosporaceae
Exons: 1
Coding region: 1-885 (294 amino acids)
Biological process (GO): regulation of transcription by RNA polymerase II
Molecular function (GO): DNA-binding transcription activator activity, RNA polymerase II-specific
Source: RefSeq, a predicted model, not a curated record
AUGAAUCAACUGGAGCUGUUUCAUCAUAUUGCAAGCGGUGGUUUAGAUUUGGGCAACACAGAUCGACCUCAUUUCACGGAGAUGGUGGUGGUGGAAACAGCUUUAUCGACCCCAUACCUAAUGAAUGAACUGCUCGCGUUCGCCGCAUGCCAUUUCUCGUUCCUGAGACCGAACAAAAGCUCUUUCUACAGACACCAAGCCAUGCAACUACAAACACAUGCCCUAAGUCUCUUCAACAAGACGCCGACCGAGAUCGGUCCACACAACUACAUGGGCGUGGUGGGAUUCAGCUGGUUACUGAGCGCCCACAUGCUCCGCGACACCACCAUAGGCCCGGAGGACGACUUCCUGAACCGAUUUCUACGUUAUCUUGAGGUUUACAGAGGUGUCCGAAUGCUCACAUCACAAGCCUGGCAGUAUCUGCUCGAGUCGAAAAUGAGCAACGUCAUAGCUGCCGGAAUCAAUCUGAGUGGCCUUGGAAGCUCAGGAGCUGAAACUGCGAAGCUGCGAGAAACCAUUCAAGCUUCAAGAACUUUAAGUGCGGAAGAGGUUAAAUAUUGCCAAGAGGCUAUCGAUAAGAUUCAGUGGAGUAUCGACGCGCUGAGCAGCUCUCACGAUGACCGCCAAAUCAGCCAUAGCUUUCAGAUGGUAUUCGCUUGGCCUCUGCUUAUAGACGUCAAAGUUGUAGACCUGCUGCUGAGCAGAAAUCCGGAAGCACUACUAGUUUUGGCGUUCUAUGGAGUGGUACUACAUCUGUAUCGAGGUGCUUGGCUGUUCCGCAAUAUUGGCACACAAGUCGUGGAAAGCAUUGUAUCAUAUCUAGGCCCAGCCCAUCAGCACAUAACGUGCUUGGCAAAUGACAUGGUCCACGCCAACCCAGAUUAG